AUGCCGUCCCUGCUGGUGGCAACUGCGCCCGUCUGGGCUCUGCCAAUGCCUGGCGCUGGCCUCGGCCACACGACUGCACCGAACUGUCGCCCGAUUGGUCAGAUCUACGCAUCUGGAAUCGAGCUCUGCGAGAAGAUGUGGGGCACGGCAUUCCGAUACGAACGCAACGAAAGCCUGGCCUACAGCAUGUGGUUUUUCGAUACUGACAACCCAAACGACAAGGUGUCGUCGCGGCUGGGUAAAGGUGAUGUCACAUCCUGCCACCUGAAAGGCAAGAAGGAGGGUCCCGCGCCUAUGGCGCCCACCUUGGCCGAGUGCCAUCCUUGGAGGACCAGCGCCUGCUGUUCGCAGAGCGAGGUGGCCUCUCUGGCGAAGCUGAAGCAAAGGCUUGGCCGGCAGUUCCAGUGGGACCGGUGCGGCCCACUGUCUCAGGAGUGUGAAAGGUUUCUUCGUGCAGGAGGCGUGCUUCUACGAGUGCGACCCCAACGCGGGCCUCUACCGCAAGUACAACGCCAGCGCCUACGACCCCCGGUGCGAUGUUGA
Messenger RNA from Symbiodinium natans, 543 nucleotides. The record is from the annotation of a GenBank genome assembly. Lineage: Eukaryota; Dinophyceae; Suessiales; Symbiodiniaceae.